AAGGUAUAAGUAGAAAGUGUGACGCCGCUCGCGGCAUAGUGCUUGUAGACCUGGGCUGCACCAGUGACUGCUCACAUCGCAGAGUUGUGCCCACAAUUGGUUUGUGUUGUGCAAUUCCUCCGGUAAUCCUUCACGUUGGAAUCCAUCGUGCAAGGUGCAAUGGCUCAAAAGGUGACACUGUCUCUUCAUUUGGAAAAGAAACAGCUUGCCUGGCUGGAAGAGAUGGUGAAGAAGUACAAUUUGCCAUCCGCGGGUAAAGCCCUCCGCAUCUGCUUCACUUAUACUAAACAAGCUGGUGAGGAUGCAGCCGUUUUUGCUAAGGUGCCGAGCAUAAUUGCUGAUAACGAGGAUCUUGUUGAGAGCAGUCAAGAAAUCGACGAUGUGCAUGACAAGUAUUUACAAAGCCUUGUGGAGACAUACAGCCUUGGCAGCAAGGACAAGGCCUCUCGUGUCAUCCUUGAUUAUGUGAUGACAUCAGGAAACGAGGCUACCAUUUUUGAGGUGAAGCGUUGCAAACACGGCGACGUAUGCAAGAACUGUUGAGAUUUGAUGUGGACGGUGAACUGAAGCGCCGGUUGUGGAGCAGAUGAGCUUGAAGUGGUGUGGGUGAAAGUAGUCCCUUCGUAGACAUUUACAAUAGCAGAGGUUAGUGGAUAUGAACUUGCAAUACGAAUGUGAUGGUUGACGAUCUAAGCAUGUAUGUUUUACUUGAAAAGACUUGACGAAAUGUUUGAUGGGCUCUUUCAUGCACACAGCGUUGGUGCCCGUUUCACAAGCAUAGUUAUCAAAGCCAAUACCGAGCAGAAUAAACGUCGCCAUUGGGGCCCUGCUAUGUACC
Messenger RNA from Physcomitrium patens, 838 nucleotides. RefSeq lists its product as uncharacterized. The record is from RefSeq and is a predicted model, not a curated record. Lineage: Eukaryota; Viridiplantae; Streptophyta; Bryopsida; Funariales; Funariaceae.